AUGCGGUGGGGAACCGACGAGAACAACCGCGCCAUACCGAAUGUGUCCGCGCAUGGCAUUCUACAAUUCUUGACAAUGUACCGGAAGCACCGAGAGAAGACUGAUUUCCCUUUUCUCUGGGGUGAAGAGGUUGAGCACCAUCUGGUGCGUGUGGAGGGAGGAAAGGUGAGACUGUCAUUAAAUGCAUCGAAUGCCCUUGAGCGCCUGACGCAAAUGAACGGGGACGAAAAUGCAGGCUGGCGACCAGAGUAUGGAAGCUUCAUGAUGGAGAGCGUCCCUGGCAGACCAUACACUCUUGAUGUGGAGUCUUUGUGCUCCGUGGAGGCGAACAUACGGCAUCGGUACGAGCUCUUGGACAGCGUCGCUGGUGAGAAUUCAGUUUCUGUCACGUUGGUGACUUUUCCUUUAAUGGGUGUGGGUCAGUUUGCCACUUCGGACAGCACGGAGUCACCUCACUCCCAGUCACUGUUCGUGCCGGAUGUGUGCAUCAACGCCACCCACCCUCGUUUUGCGAAUCUCACAGAGAAUAUUCGACUCCGACGUGGGCGAAAGGUUUGCAUUCAAGUCCCCAUAUAUAUUGAUAAACAAACCAUGGAGAAUACAGUAGACCACCGCCUGAACAUUGAUCGCACUAUUCAGAACUCAAACAUUGUCUGUGGUGUGACGGAUGCGAAAGAACCCAAGGGCCAAAAGUUCGGAUCUGGUAGUCUGUCGAAUCUAAAACAAGCCCAACAGAGUUAUCCGGCGGCUGAGGCGAUGACACACCUCUAUACCCCCGCCACGUACUAUUACUACGCGCAGUAUUUCAAGAAGACACAGAUUGAGCUUGUGAAGCAGCGCUAUGAAGCGUGUCCCUGCCCUAUCCCUUCUGUUAGCCACCCGUGUAUUUACAUGGAUUGUAUGGCCUUCGGUAUGGGCUGCAACUGUCUGCAGGUAACUAUGCAACUCUCUAAUGAGACAGAGGCACGUCACAUCUACGAUCAGUUGGGGAUUUUAUGUCCAUUGUUUCUCGCACUGAGCUCUGCAACACCUUUUCAGAAGGGUAUUCUGUGCGACUCGGAUGUUCGCUGGCUGACUAUUGCCGCUUCCGUUGAUGAUCGCAAACGUGAAGAGGUGCCGCGCAUCAUAAAGUCACGCUAUGACUCAAUCUCUGUUUUCGUCAGUCCCCUAACCCCAAACUUGGAAGAUUUUAAUGAUGAGGAGUAUACAAUCAAUGACGUGUACUAUGAUACUCUGAAGGAGGAGGGUGUGGAUGCUCGACUGGCGAAACAUGUCGCUCAUUUGUUUAUUCGUGAUCCUCUUGUGAUGUACGAUCAGAUGAUUGACAUCGACGACACUGCACACACGGAGCACUUUGAAAAUAUUCAGAGCACUAACUGGCAGUCCGUGCGGUUGAAGCCUCCGUCAAUCAACGGCGAUCUUGGUUGGCGCGUAGAGUUCCGUGUGAUGGAUGUUAUGCCAACACCGUUUGAGAACGCAGCCUUUUCGGUGUUUGUCAUUAUGCUCACCCGUGCCAUCAUUAAAUAUAAACCGACGUUCUACACCAAAUUGAGCAUCGUUGACGAAAACAUGGGUCACGCCCACAAUCGCAAUCCUUGUGAUCAAAAAUACGUCAUGCGAAGAAAUAUAUUUGCCACCACGGUAUCAACUGACAGCCGUGAGAAUGGCGAGUUUACUGUCAAUGAAGUGUUUAAUGGAAAGAAAGGAGAAUAUUACGGCCUUAUUCCUCUUGUGCGUCGUUACAUGGCCGAGGAAAACAUACACAGUGCCAUGCUUGAGGGAUACUUGCGCUUCCUCUCAAUGCGUGCCUCUGGAGAGAUACCAACAGCGGCGCAGUACCUGAGAGAAUUCGUCUUGCAUCAUCCUGACUACAAGCAGGACUCACGGAUUACCGAACUGAUUGCACAUGAUAUCGUGAUGCACGUUCAUAAACUUGCACGUGAGGAGAUCAGAGAUGACGGGUUUCUUCCAAUGAACCUGUUUAGACCCAAGAGACCACGAGGGCCAUCUGAAGAGAAAGAGGAAAGAAAUCUGGACGACGGAAAAAAAGUACGAAUCUGUCGGUGA
Molecule: messenger RNA, 2067 nt
Organism: Trypanosoma grayi
Lineage: Eukaryota; Euglenozoa; Kinetoplastea; Trypanosomatida; Trypanosomatidae
Product: gamma-glutamylcysteine synthetase
Exons: 1
Coding region: 1-2067 (688 amino acids)
Biological process (GO): glutathione biosynthetic process
Molecular function (GO): glutamate-cysteine ligase activity
Source: RefSeq, a predicted model, not a curated record